AUGUCAACAAACUCAUUAUCUUCCACAAAAAAACCAAUCAUUUCAAUAGUUGGUACAACAGGAGUUGGAAAAUCACAAUUUAGUAUUGAAUUAGCAAAACAUAUAAAUGGUGAAAUCAUAAAUGCAGAUUCAAUGCAAGUAUAUAAAAAGAUGGAUUUAAUUACAAAUAAACAUCCUAUAGAAGAAAGAGAAAAUAUACCUCAUCAUGUAAUAGAUUAUAUUGAUUGGAAUGAAGAAUAUCAUAUACAUAAAUUCACAAAAGAUGCUAAUUUAGCAAUUGAAAAUAUUCAUCAAAGAGGUAAAAUUCCAAUAGUUGUUGGUGGAACUCAUUAUUAUUUACAAUCAUUAUUAUUUAAUAAUAAAACAAUGGAUAAAUCUAAAGAAAUUACCAAUGUUGAGUUAACCACAGAUCAAUUGAAUAUAUUAGAUGGUCCAACAGAUGAAUUAUUUAUAGAGUUAAAAAAAAUCGAUCCAAUAAUAGCUGAAAAAUUUCAUCCAAAAGAUCAUAGAAAACUACGACGUGCUUUAGAAAUUUGGUAUACUACAUCAAUUAAACCUUCUGAAAUAUAUCAUGAACAAAAAAUUGAUGAAUUAGAAGAAAGUUCUUUAAAAUAUAAUACUAUUGUAUUUUGGCUUUAUUCUGAUCCAAUUACAUUGAAUGAUAGAUUAGAUUCAAGAGUUGAUAAAAUGUUUGAAAAUGGAGCAUUUAAUGAAAUUGACGAGUUAUAUAAAAGUUACGUGGAAAAUAAUGCAGAUUGUACUAUGGGAAUUUAUCAAGUUAUUGGAUUUAAAGAAUUUUUACCUUGGUUAAAAGAUUUAAAACAAGAUUCAAAAUUGUUAGAAGAAGGAAUUGAAAGAAUGAAAAUUAGAACUAGACAAUAUGCAAAAUAUCAAAUUAAAUGGAUUCAAAAAACUUUGCAUCUUGAAUUGGAAAAGGAAUCUAAAUUUGAUUUUAAAAAUGGUGGGAAACUAUUUGUUUUAAAUGCAACUGAUUUAGAUGAUUGGGAUGCCAAUGUAAAAGAAAGAGGUCUCAAGAUAAUAGAUGAAUUUUUAUCAAAAAAUAAUUCCGAUAUUUCAAUCAAUCAGCUUCCACCUGGUUUAGAAUCAUUAUUCACUAAAUCAAAACAUUCAAAAAGUAAUAAAAAUUUAAAUUCUGAAUUACAAUGGAAACAUUUUGAAUGUGAUAUAUGUAAAGAUUCAAAUAAUUCUAAUUUUAUUGCUAUUGGAGAAUUAGCAUGGAAAUCUCAUUUAAAUGGUAAAAGACAUAAAAAAAAUCAAAAUUCUGAUGCAAAAAGAAAACAUGUUGAAGAAAUGAUUAAAAAGUAUAAAAAAGGGGAAUAA
This is a messenger RNA of Lodderomyces pseudojiufengensis, 1341 nucleotides long. Its product is annotated as tRNA dimethylallyltransferase. The transcript has a single exon. Gene Ontology annotation, cellular component: mitochondrion. Gene Ontology annotation, biological process: tRNA modification. The record is from RefSeq and is a predicted model, not a curated record. Lineage: Eukaryota; Fungi; Ascomycota; Pichiomycetes; Serinales; Debaryomycetaceae. Gene Ontology annotation, molecular function: tRNA dimethylallyltransferase activity; ATP binding. Bases 1 to 1341 code for a protein of 446 amino acids.